AUGACAACUAUAAGAUGUAUUCUUGCUGUUUCAUCAAAAAGGGGAUGGAAUGUGUCUCAAUUAGAUCAAGCUUCACGGCAGUGGUAUGCUUGGCUUGCAGGGGCAUUAAGUUUUAAAGGAUACUCAUCAUCAUUGAAUGAUUAUUCUCUGUUUUUCAAGAAAACAGGAGGUCUCAUAUCUAUUUUAGCAGUCUAUGUUGAUGAUAUAUUAUUAACAGGGGAUGAUAUACAGGAAAUUCAAAGCAUCAAAGAAUUCCUCAAUUCUGAAUUCAAGUUAAAUGACUUAGGAGACAUACAUUAUUUUCUUGGACUAGAAAUUUUGCGAGAAAGUAAUGGGUUUAUUGUCAGUCAACGACAAUUUACCUUGGAUAUGCUCAACGAGUUUGAUGUCUCUCAUUUGCCUCGUGCAACUUCUCCUCUGGAUCCAUAUUGUAAGCUUCAAUCAGACGAUGGUCCUCUCAUGGACAAUCCAACUUUAUAUCGGCACUUGGUUGGCAAGCUGAACUAUCUUACCAACACAUGCCCAGAUCUCUCCUUUGUUGUUCUCACUUUGAGUCAAUACAUGCAACGCCCUUGCCGGACACAUUUCUUUGCAGCUUUAAGGGUUCUUAAAUAUCUGAGUGCUGAUCCUGGACAGGGGAUUUUAUUAUCUUCUACACCAGAUUUUUUUCUCCUUGCUUUUUGUGAUGUCGAUUGGGCCUCUUGCAAAGACACUCGAAGGUCGAAACAAGUAUCCAUCUCUCUUUCUUCUGCCGAAGCCGAAUACCGCUCCAUGAUGGGAGUCACUGCCGAGCUAACCUGGCUUGUACGUCUCUUUGAUGACCUCUCCACUCCCAUUACUCUUCUAAUUCCUCUUCACUCAGAUAGUAAAGCAGCCAUUCAUAUUGCCCGUAACCCUGUUUUUCAUGAACGCACAAAGCAUGUCGAGCUUGACUGCCACUUUGUGCAUCAACAAUUUCUUUCUGGGCUCAUUACUCUUUCUUUUGUGCCAUCCAAAGAUCAGUUGGUCGAUUUAUUCACAAAGCCCCUUUUUGGGGUUUCUCAUAAAGGGAUUCUGAGCAAGUUGGGGGUCGCUACACUUCCCUCCAACUUGAGGGGGGGUGUUAGAAAUUCAAAACCCCAGCUCACUUUGGACAUCAAUGGAGGUAUGAGGUCUGAACGAGGAAGAAGAGGAAAUGAGAAGGAAGACCGACCAAACUAA
This is a messenger RNA of Nicotiana attenuata, 1200 nucleotides long. RefSeq lists its product as uncharacterized. The record is from RefSeq and is a predicted model, not a curated record. Bases 1 to 1200 code for a protein of 399 amino acids. The transcript is spliced from 3 exons. NCBI's taxonomy places the organism in Eukaryota, Viridiplantae, Streptophyta, Magnoliopsida, Solanales, Solanaceae.